CGCAAUCGCGCUCCCGCAUUUCGUCGAGCAGGUGUGAAUUUGUGAUGCCGCCGUCUCCUAUCGUCCUCCCUGCCACCGCGCUGCCGGCGGCCCGCCUCGCCAGAGUGGUGGCCGCCUCCGAAAGCGGAGGCGCGACUCCUCCGAGGGCGUCCCCUCGGCGGGGGCGGCGCGGCAAGCCCGGGUUCUCUCGGCGUUCGGCAAUCAAGAAGAGCUUCCACCAGGAGCAGGUCGUGUUCUCCACUCCCGUCUCCACCGACCCCACCGUUGCCGUCAUCGGAGGCGGCGCUUCCGGCCUCUCCUGCGCAACUUCCCUCGCCGCCCGCGGCGUCCGCUCCGUCGUCUUCGAUACGGGGAUGCAUGGCCUAGGGGGAAGGAUGGCGACUAGGUUCGUCGACGGAGGCAAGCAGCUGGUGUUCGACCACGCGGCACAGUUCUUCACCGCGAGCGACGAGAGGUUCCAGAGGCUAGUCAACGAGUGGCUCGACAGAGGGCUGGUCCGUGAGUGGAGCGGUUUGAUCGGCGAGCUCGAAGCCGGCGGCUGUUUCAGGCCCAUACCUUCGUUGACACCGAGGUACAUCGGUGUGAAUGGGAUGCGCCCACUUGCAGAUGCAAUGCUGCCUGAGACUGAUAUGAUUAAAGUUUUGAGGCCUUGUUGGAUAAGCAAACUUGAGCCGUUCAAUGGUUUGUGGCGCUUGUUUGAGAAUGAAAAGCCUCGCGGUGAAUACGAUGCAGUUGUGAUAGCUCAUAAUGGGAAAUGUGCCAACCGUCUGCUCUCUACAUCAGGAUUGCCAUUACUAACAAAACAAAUGAAGGUUCCAUGGUUUUACUAUUGCAAUAAUUUUUUAACUCAUGAGGCAUAUAUCCUUCUAUUCCUAUUGCUUACCAAGUUUCCCGCGGUCAAUGAUCAGAGACUAGAGCUCAGUUCUGUCUGGGCUCUCCUUGCAGCAUUUGAAGAUCCUCUUCCGAUUCCACUUCUUGAUUCCAAUGCAGCAUUUGAAGGAGCAUUUGUGAGAGAUGUGGAUUCUCUCUCUUGGAUGGGCAACAAUACCCGCAAACUUUUUCCAAUGCAGACAGGCGCACCCGAGUGCUGGACAUUUUUCAGUACUGCUGCUUAUGGAAAAAGAAACAAAGUUCCACAGGAAAAUAUCCCAAAACUCACUGCAGAAAAGGUGAAGGAAGACAUGCUUGGAGGAGUAGAACAUGCUUUAGGGUUAUCCGAAGGAUCUCUUCAGCAACCAAUUUACACAAGAGUGCAGUUAUGGGGUGCAGCUCUGCCCAUGAACACUCCAGGAGUACCAUGCAUAUUUGAUCCCCUAGGGCGAGCAGGCAUCUGCGGCGACUGGCUUACUGGCUCAAGCAUAGAAGCAGCUGUUUUAAGCGGGAUGUCGCUCGCAAACCAUAUAGCUGACUACUUCGUGAGCACCCAAGAUCGGCCUGAAGAGUUUGCGAUUGGUGUGCACGACGACCUAAAUGCAGUUGAAGGGCAUGAUAUCGGUCAGUUUCCUGGGUUAGACACUCAGACACCACAAGUAGCCGAAGCUCAGCUAACACCGAGCAUAUGAUUUAUUUUGUACUGAUCGUUAGUUUGUAAGAUGAGCUGAUUUUGUUCUCUCUCCUUUUUUUGGUUGGAAAACAUGCAAAAUGUACAUACAUGUAUCGUCGAUGUAGAAUAUUUCUCAGAAUCUGAUGUUGUUGUGCUU
Molecule: messenger RNA, 1700 nt
Organism: Zea mays
Lineage: Eukaryota; Viridiplantae; Streptophyta; Magnoliopsida; Poales; Poaceae
Product: FAD/NAD(P)-binding oxidoreductase family protein
Exons: 7
Coding region: 45-1562 (505 amino acids)
Source: RefSeq, marked predicted